ACAUCGACUCAGUAAACAACUUUUUUUUUAAUUUCCCUCAAUUCCCUUUAAUUUCCAAAGAUGCGGGCCAUCCCGAAAUGGGUCGAAAAGAUCCACGAACAAAACGAACAACCGCCUAUCCACGCAGUUUGCUUUCAUCCUGAAGCGGCGCAAUUAAUUGUAGCUGCGGGCGACAAAAUUCUCGUUUACGACCCGUUAGAUGGGCGCUUAAUUGAGUCUCUCAAAGCACACAAGGACAUUGUUUAUUGCGUAAAUUACGCGAAAGAUGGAAAAAAAUUCGCAUCCGGAAGCGCCGACAAAACCGUGAUAAUUUGGACCAACAAACUCGAUGGCUUGUUAAAAUACUCUCACAGCGAUCCCAUUCAAUGUGUGGCUUUUAAUCCCGUAUCGCAUCAACUCGCCUCCGCAUCGUUGUCUGACUUUGCAAUUUGGUCCAGCGAGCAAAAAGCUGUGCAAAAACACAAAAUCGGUGUUCGAGUAAAUGCUUGUGCCUGGACCAACGAUGGUCAAUACAUCGCUUUAGGGCUCGCAAAUGGCGUCGUUUCCAUCCGUAACAAAGCUGGGGAGGAAAAAAGUAAAAUAGAACGCCCGGGGGGAGCAAACAGCCCCAUUUACGCAUUGGCAUGGAAUCCCCCGAUCUCAGGAAAUGCCAAUGCGGAUCUUUUGUGCGUUUGCGAUUGGGGUCAAACCCUGAGUUUUUACAGCAUCGGCGGGCAACUCGUAGGCAAGGAACGUGCUCUCGGCUUUGAUCCAUUAUGCGCAACUUUUUUUCCGGAUGGCGAAUUUUUAGCUGUUGCUGGCUGCAAUAAAUCCGUUCAACUUUUCACGCGCGAAGGAGUGAAGCUGGGAACGCUCGGGGAACAACACGACGCCUGGAUAUGGAAUGUAGCGAUUCAUCCGUAUGGAAAUGCUCUCGUUGUCGCAUGUCAAGAUGGGUCUUUGGCAUUUUAUAAUUUGGCAUUUAGCACCGUGCAUGCCUUAUAUCGUGAGAGAUACGCCUUUCGGGAGAAUAUGUGCGAUAUAAUUAUUCAACAUUUGGUUUCGGGACAAAAAGUUCGGAUAAAAUGUCGCGAUUUGGUGCAUAAAAUCGCAAUUUAUCGCAAUAGAUUGGCUGUUCAACUGCCUGAACGUGUCGUUUUGUACGAAUUGAACUCGGCGGAGAACCAACCGAUGCAUUAUCGGGUCAAAGAAAAAAUCUCGAAGAAGUUUGAUUGCAGUUUACUCGUCGUAACAUCGCAACAUUUGGUGCUGUGUCAAGAAAAAAAGCUCCAAAGCAUGGAUUUUACGGGAGUUUUACAACGAGAAUGGACUUUGGACAGUUUUAUUCGCUACAUUAAGGUAACAGGAGGUCCUUCUGGGCGUGAAGGAUUGUUACUUGGCUUAAAAAAUGGUCAAGUUUGGCGAAUUUUUCUUGAUAAUCCGUUACCAAUAUUAGUUACGACCGUUUUAUCAUCCGUACGAUGCUUGGAUCUGAACUCAACGCGUAACAAACUCGCAAUUGUCGAUGAUGCGGGUCGAUUAAUUGUCCGGGAUUUGCUCACAGAUACUCUUUUGUACCAAGAUACAAGUGUAAAUAGCGUCGCAUGGAACACCCAUCUCGAAUCCAUGAUUUGUUAUUCUCACACAACGGGCGGAUUACGUGUUCGAGUAGGUUCUUUGCCUCCGCGCGGGCCUCAAUCCAUGAUGGGAGUCGUUGUUGGAUUAUGCGGCGCCACAGCUUUUUGUCUCCGAGGCAAUGUAAUGAGCAAUGUGCCUUUAGCCCUUGGAGCGACAAUGUGGCAAUUCGUCGAAGCCCAAAUGUUUGAAGAUGCCUAUCAAAUUGCAUGUCUCGGCGUUCCCAUGUCCGAUUGGAAGGGACUUGCUCAAGCAGCUUUGGAUGCCUUAAAUUUCCAAGUUGCUCGUGAUGCUUACGUUAAAAUCCGAAGUUUGCCCUGGUUGGAGCUCAUUCAACAGCUACGGGACAAACAAAAGCGCGGAGAUACCCCGAAAGAGGUCCUCCAAGGCGAUAUUUUAGCGUUUGAGGGAAAAUUCAAGGAAGCAGCACGGAUGUAUCAGAAAGCGGGGCAUUCGGAAAAGGCACUUGGCAUGUACAGUGACAUGCGGAUGUUUGAUUUGGCGCAGGAAUAUCUCAAAGAUGGCGAUUCUGCGGAUAAAAUUGAACUUGUGCGACGUCGUGCGGAAUGGGCAUGUUCUGUACAAGAGCCUCGUGCGGCGGCGGAAUUACUUUUAGCGGCGGGAGAGUCACGAAGAGCUGUUGAAAUCGUCGCUGAACAAGGAUGGACUGAUGUUUUGUUGGAUAUCGGACGAAGAUUGACGAUGACAGAACGAGAUUCCAUCGAAUUAGUCGCAUCUCACUUGAAAAGACUCAAAGCGUUGCCGUUAGCAGCUGAAAUUUAUCGAAAAUUAGGCGAAGAAGAGCAAGUUGUACAACUUCAUAUUGAAGCGAAAGAUUGGAAUGAAGCAUUUCGCUUGACAGAAAACUUACCGCAACUCCGACAAAAAGUUUAUCUCAAACAUGCGGAAUUUUUGGCGGAAACUGAUCAAUUUAUCGCUGCCCAUGAAGCUUACGUUCUCGCGGGAAAACCUCGACAAGCUGCGAAAUUGCUCAAAGAUCUCGUCGAAUGCGCCGUUUCAGAGGAGAGAUUUCAAGAUGCCGCUUUUUAUACGUGGCUUCAUGCGAAACAAGCCUUGCAACUUGCCGAUAAAGAGUUAAUUGAGGAGAAUAGUGAUGCGGUUGUCAAACAAUUUAAGAGUUUGCUUAAGUUAGCGUCCAUUUACUAUGCGUACAGUACAAUUCAUUCCUAUUUGAGAGAACCGUUCACGUCGAGUCCCCCCUUGACACUGUUCAAUACGAGCAGAUUUGUCGCAAAUCAAAUAGAAAAUGGAGUUCCGCCCAAAGGAGUCAGUAUGUUUGCCGUUUUGUACACACUUUCGAAGCAGGCGAAGGUAUUGGGAGCGAAUAAGCUUCAUUUGCAGGUCAAUAAUCGAUUGCAGAGUUUGAAAGCGCCGCCGGGGAUUCAGGAACAAGUUGAUAUCAAUUACAUGACAUCACGUGCAAGCACAGGCGGAUUCAACGACCCCGAAGAACUUUUACCGAUGUGUUACAAAUGCUCAAACUACUCACCGCACUUGCAAGGAAGUCGUUGCCCGAAUUGUCGCCAAGAAUUCAUCUUCUCGUACGUUUCUUUUGAGAUUUUACCUCUUGCUGAGUUCAUUCCCGAACAAAAUAUCUCGGAUCAGGAAGCUGAAAGACUACUCAUGGCCCCGCCGAAGACUUUUUCAGAGCAUCAUGACACUUUUGGGGAUACAAUGGUCAAUGAGGAUUUGGGAGAUUUGCCCACAGUUGUCGACAAAGACAUGCUCCGUUCAUUAGAUCCCCGCUCUGUGUUGAUCGUAAAAUGGCCUCCGCCGUUGAAAACCAAAUACUACAGAAAUCUCUUACCUGAAUUGCAGAUCACAGUUUGCCCGGAAUGUCGAAUGGCGUUCCAUACGGAGGAUUUUGAGCUACAAGUUUUGCAAAAAGGGCAUUGUCCGUUUUGUCGCACAAGCAGCGACACGUUACUCAUCUAAAGUGUCUUUUAUUUCACUUGAAUUACCGAUCUCAGUUGUCAUUUAGUAUUAAAUUUUUGAUAAGCACGCACCUUAGGAGGUAGAAAAAUUAGAGUUAAGCACAAAAAAUCAACAACACGAAACACAUUCCGUCCAAUAAAUGU
Messenger RNA from Culicoides brevitarsis, 3713 nucleotides. RefSeq names its product intraflagellar transport protein 122 homolog (gene Oseg1). Bases 61 to 3570 code for a protein of 1169 amino acids. The record is from RefSeq and is a predicted model, not a curated record. Gene Ontology annotation, cellular component: non-motile cilium; intraciliary transport particle A. The transcript is spliced from 4 exons. Gene Ontology annotation, biological process: non-motile cilium assembly; intraciliary retrograde transport; protein localization to cilium. Lineage: Eukaryota; Metazoa; Arthropoda; Insecta; Diptera; Ceratopogonidae. Gene Ontology annotation, molecular function: protein binding.